AUGCCCAACUUGCAUUCAUUGCCCGAAGGCACUUGGCCCAAAAACGCCAUCCGGAAUAAUGGACCAGACAACCUCGUCUUAGAGCGCGUGAAACUUCGCGAGUUAGCCGAAGGCUGGCCGUGCUACCGCGAUGCAUGCGAAUGGGAAAACUUCGAAUCCAUUUUCCAUCCAGGAGCCUAUGUGUACACCACAUGGUCUGGCAGAGUGACAUACAAAGAAUUCAUGGAAGCGUCAAAAGGCGGCAUGGAUAAAGGUGCCUUCAUCAUGCACCGAUGCCACGGCGCAACGACAGAUAUCACUGCAGACGCAAGUCGCGCCAUUACAAAGAUGAAAGCAACCAUCACGCAGAGAUUCAUGAUCGAUGGUGUCGAAGUCGAUGCGGAGGCUGACUGUCGUUUUUGUUUCUUUUUUGAGAAGAUUGAUGGUCGCUGGGGUGCGCGAUUCGUUCGGCAUUGGUAUGAGAAGGAUAAGCUGUUGCCUGUUAUUCCAAAUCAUUUCCCCGAGAUCGAUCUAGAGAAACUCAAUUCUUAUCCUGCUGGAUAUAAGUGUUUGGCGUAUUGCCAGGAGCUUACUAUGGGGGUUCCUGUGUUGAGGGACAUGCCGGGACAUAGGAGGCAUGUUGGUACUGUUUGUGGGGAGAAGCAUGAUUUGUUGUAUCGGUUUGCUAAAGACUGGUUGGAUGGUAAGGAAAUUGAGGUUUAG
This is a messenger RNA of Penicillium antarcticum, 702 nucleotides long. Its product is annotated as putative pathogenesis associated protein Pep2. The record is from RefSeq and is a predicted model, not a curated record. Bases 1 to 702 code for a protein of 233 amino acids. Lineage: Eukaryota; Fungi; Ascomycota; Eurotiomycetes; Eurotiales; Aspergillaceae. The transcript has 2 exons.